AUGAGAUGCUAUAAUGAAGAUUGCAAUUUAAUUCCUGAUUUUGUAUGUGCUUGCUCCCUUCCUCCAGUCCGAUCCUGCAGCAUUCAUUUAUCAGCCCACUUGGAAUCUCAAUCAAAUGAUCCUCAUUACUUUCAGCCUUUAAGAUCCAGAGUAAAAUUAGGCCACAUGUCAAAACAGAAAAUGAUUAGUGGCAUAUCAAAAAAUGCUCAAAUGCUGAAUUUUCCAAACCUAAGUCUUCUUCCCCAGCAUGCUGCUCAUAAAUCAAAAAAUCAAAAAAAGAUUGAAAAAACUUUAGCCAAUAUGAGUAUCAGAAACCAGAAUGAAAAUGCAUAA
Messenger RNA from Blepharisma stoltei, 333 nucleotides. Lineage: Eukaryota; Ciliophora; Heterotrichea; Heterotrichida; Blepharismidae. The record is from the annotation of a GenBank genome assembly.